Molecule: messenger RNA, 1332 nt
Organism: Letharia columbiana
Lineage: Eukaryota; Fungi; Ascomycota; Lecanoromycetes; Lecanorales; Parmeliaceae
Exons: 3
Coding region: 1-1332 (443 amino acids)
Biological process (GO): regulation of DNA-templated transcription
Molecular function (GO): zinc ion binding; DNA-binding transcription factor activity, RNA polymerase II-specific
Source: RefSeq, a predicted model, not a curated record
AUGUCCAGCGAUCCAAACAAACCCGGACAGUAUCCGCCUCCGCAGUGGGAUAGCCAACCACAAAGAGGUGCAUAUCCAGUCCCACCACAUUAUCGAGGUCCUCCGCAACCGGGCUACGGAAGUUCUCCAUCAACACCUGGCGAGAUGGUAACUCUACCUCCACCUCCACAGGGCCAUCCAGACAUGCGAUACGCAAUGCCACCCCACGAUAUGUAUUCUCCUUACGGGCCUCCCGAUCCUCGAGCUAUGGGACAACCUCACAUGGGCUAUCAGAGUCAACCGGCACCGAGGCAGCGGACGGCCAUCGCGUGUCGCUAUUGUAGGCGGCGCAAGAUUCGUUGCUCUGGCUUCGAAGCAUCAGAUGACGGUCGAUGUACCAACUGCCAACGCUUCCAGCAAGAAUGCAUCUUCACCCCAGUCUCCUCCCAAGCGCAAGCCUUUGUGCCAGCCCACACUGCGUAUCCACACCUUCGCAAUACUGGGGCUCUGCAACCCCAACGUGGUGGAAGGCCGUUGUAUCCUCAACAAGGGCAGCCUGCUAUUUACGGGGCUCACGGACAACCACUGGGGCCAAUGACACACGACCCUAAUUACCCGCCGCCUCACGGCUACCCUAUGCCGCCUCCUGGGCCAUAUCAAGGCGGCCCCGUCUACGAUGAUCGAGGCCACCCACAGCCUCCCCAUGCUCAAGAUAAAGUGAGUCUCAAACGUCUCCGUUCGGACGAGUCUUUCCAGCCUGCUCCUCCCCCACCUGCACCUCCAGAAGAGUACUCCUCUCACCCCUACCAGGGUCGUCCUCCGGCCUCAACUGGUCGCCGUGGCUCCGGUGGGGCAUAUGAGUAUCCAGACCCAACUGGCCUUGUCCCUGUUUCACCUGCAUCAUCUGCGACUUCUUAUCAAUCAGCUCCUUACCCGCCACAGGGUCCAAAUCCUUACUAUCCUCCCCCUCAACAGCCGCAACCGCCCCCGCCACAGCAGCAGCAGCAGCAGCCCCCGCCAGCACGUCGCACAUCGCCUCAAUCGGCCUACUCAUACGAUGCACGUGCCUCGGGCUCGCCUCACGGAAGCACCUCAUCCGCUUCUGCCUACAAUUACCCCGGUGGUCUCCACCCACCUCAAGUGUUGCCUCCAAGAGAAGGACGGACACCUCCACCGGCGCAGGGACAGACUCGUGAGGGCAACGGCAAUGGAAAUGGCAACGGUAGUGCGCAGCGGGGAGGGAUGGCUGUCCGAGAUUUGCUAGGUCCAGGACAGGCGCAAGACAACUCUGGUGGCAGGUCGAGUGCGGAUAGUGAUAUGUUAAGGGCCUUGAACAAAAAGGGUCCUAGCUAG